AUGGCUCUAAAAGGACAAGAAGACUAUAUUUAUCUUUUCAAGGAUUCAGCUCAUCCAGUGGAUAUUCUGGAUGCCUUCAGAACAUUUUACGUGGAUGGAUUAUUUACUGAUAUUACCCUGCAGUGUCCUUCUGGUAUCAUCUUCCAUUGUCACCGAGCAGUUUUAGCCGCUUGCAGCAAUUAUUUUAAGGCCAUGUUCACAGCUGAUAUGAAAGAAAAAUUUAAAAAUAAAAUAAAGAUCUCUGGCAUCCACCAUGAUAUUUUGGAAGCCCUGGUAAAUUAUGCAUACACUUCCCAAAUUGAAAUUACUAAAAGAAAUGUUCAAAGCCUGCUCGAAGCAGCUGAUCUGCUCCAGUUCCUUUCCGUAAAGAAAGCUUGCGAGCAGUUUUUGGUAAGGCACCUGGAUAUUGAUAAUUGUAUUGGCAUGCACUCCUUUGCAGAGUUUCAUGUAUGUCCGGAGCUAGAGAAGGAAUCGCGAAGAAUUCUGUGUUCAAGGUUUAAGGACGUUUGGCAACAAGAAGAAUUUCUAGAAAUCAGCCUUGAAAAGUUUCUUUUUAUCUUGUCCAGAAAGAAUCUCAGUGUUUGGAAAGAAGAGGCUAUAAUAGAGCCAGUUAUUAAGUGGACAGCUCACGAUAUAGAAAAUCGAAUUGAAUGCCUGUAUAACCUACUAAGCUAUAUCAAUAUGGACAUAGAUCCAAUGUAUUUGAAAACAGCUUUAAGCCUUCAAAGAAGCUGCUUACUCACCGAAAAUAAGAUUCGAUCACUCAUAUACAAUGCUUUGAAUCCUAUGCAGAAGGAGAUUUCCCAGAGGUCCACAGCCACAAUGUAUAUAAUUGGAGGCUAUUAUUGGCAUCCUUUAUCAGAGGUCCACAUAUGGGAUCCUAUGACCAAUGUUUGGAUUCAGGGAGCAGAGAUACCAGAUUAUACUAGGGAGAGCUAUGGUGUCACAUGCCUGGGACCCAACAUUUAUGUGACUGGGGGUUACAGGACAGAUAAUAUCGAAGCUCUCGACACGGUAUGGAUCUAUAACAGUGAAAAUGAUGAAUGGACAGAAGGUUUGCCGAUGCUCAAUGCCAGGUAUUACCACUGUGCUGUCACCUUGGGUGGCUGUGUCUAUGCUCUAGGCGGUUAUAGGAAAGGGGCCCCCGCAGAAGAAGCUGAGUUCUAUGAUCCCUUAAAAGAGAAGUGGAUUCCAAUUGCCAAUAUGAUAAAAGGUGUGGGGAAUGCUACUGCCUGUGUCUUACAUGAAGUUAUCUACGUCAUUGGAGGUCACUGUGGCUACAGAGGAAGCUGCACUUAUGACAAAGUCCAGAGCUACAAUUCAGACAUCAACGAGUGGAGUCUCAUCACCUCUAGUCCACAUCCAGAAUAUGGCUUAUGUUCAGUCCCAUUUGAAAACAAACUCUAUCUCGUCGGUGGACAAACUACAAUCACGGAAUGCUAUGAUCCUGAACAGAACGAAUGGCAAGAGAUUGCUUCCAUGAUGGAAAGGAGAAUGGAGUGUGGGGCUGUCAUCAUGAAUGGCUGCAUGUAUGUUACCGGGGGUUACUCGUACUCGAAGGGAACAUACCUUCAAAGCAUUGAAAAAUAUGAUCCAGAUCUUAAUAAGUGGGAAAUAGUCGGUAAUCUCCCAAGUGCCAUGCGGUCCCAUGGAUGUGUUUGUAUAUAUAAUGUUUGAUUAACUCCAUGGAAAUGACCAAGUAAUAACUGUCUGGGUAUAGCAAACAAGAAUGCAGGGUUUGGAGUUCUUGUUAUUGUGGUUUGGUACAUGACAGGUAAAUUCUCUUUCCUUAUCACUGAUCCCUUCCCCUGAGCUAAAUACAAUGAUUAAUGGUCAAGAACAUUUUUAGUAUAUCUGUAUUUGAAUCAGUGGAGUUAACACUGAUCUCUGCUUUUCCAAGUUGAUAAUGUUGAAUUGUUGUUUAAAAGGGUAAAUGCAUGAGGUUGUUCAUGUCUGCACUUAUAAUAGGAAAUGGAAAUAAUAUGCAUGUCAUGGAAGAAAGUGAGCUAAUAUAGUGAGAUAUUGUAUUCCUGUUAGAAUUUGGAAGACUAUAGAAACAUGGGUAUGUUGUGAUGAGUAAAUAAGUCUAAAACUAAAAUGGCAUGUACACCAUUAUUGUGGCUUAACCCUUUUGCAUGUGGAAGGUAACAGGCAAAACCAAAAUUCACUGUUGGUGUAUUGUGUCAUGGAAUGCCUUUUAAUUUAUUUAGAUGUUUUUCCUUUGUGGUACUUUGUGUUUUCAAUUAAAAUAAACAAGUCACUA
Suncus etruscus (white-toothed pygmy shrew) is the source of this 2263-nucleotide messenger RNA. RefSeq names its product kelch like family member 23 (gene KLHL23). The coding region runs from base 1 to 1677 and encodes 558 amino acids. Gene Ontology annotation, molecular function: protein binding. The transcript has 3 exons. The record is from RefSeq and is a predicted model, not a curated record. NCBI's taxonomy places the organism in Eukaryota, Metazoa, Chordata, Mammalia, Eulipotyphla, Soricidae.